AUGACUCCAAAGGUAAGUAGUAUGAUGUUAAUACUAAGGGGGUAUGUGUGAAACGUCUGAAAAAUGUCUCGUAAAAAUGAAAUGCGUGGGAUUUUUAAAAAUUUAUAAUAUUAGUUCCGUUUAAUUGUUCUUGCUCGCACUUUUAUAGCAAAAAAUUAUUGCACUGAGAACAAUUACAAUGAAAAUAAUUGCACUUCUGUAAUAUAAUAAAAUAUAACAUGCGUAAAAAUAUAGCAAUAUAGCAUGUUCAAUGAAUACCAUUAAAUUGAUUUUAAAGUGAUGAAGAUAUUUUUGCAAAUUAAAAAUGUAUCAAAAACUCUUUUUUGAUUAAUAAAAUUACUACUAGCGCUAAUUGCUAGUACUUUAUCAGGACAUGCCUUGUUAAAUGAAAUGCAAGUUGAUACAGUAAUGUGGCUUUUUUUAACAUUCUAUUUCUUGAAAAUGAAAUUGCUAUGUGCAUUUAUUCAGUACUUUUCACAGUAGUGCAAUUAUACUCAUGAUUUUAAAUGUUAUACCUAAAAUGAAAUCCACUACAAAAGUCUCACCUACCUUGUUACUGUUCUUCUUCUUCUUCUGUGGUGUCCUUGCUUUUUCACAAACUCAGGAGAGCAGGCAUUCAGUAACCCCAGUAAAGUCCUCUAAUGAUUGAUGUUCUCAUUGCCUUUUCUACCUUACUUUGUCCUUGAUAUGGGUACAACUUGAGUUAUUCGUAUUGUAUCAUUGCUUCUGAUUGAUUUACAAGUGAGAUCUUCAUACAUCAUAAAACAAGUUAAAACUUGUAGUUUCUUAGAGAUUGCAAAUAGUUGACCCAAACAUUCACGAUUCCCAACCAGAAAUGUGUUUCAUUUUCAAAUGUUUAAUUUUAUAUGCCCCAUAGUGGUUGUAUUUUCUUUUUCUAAAUGUACCAGUUUAGUCAUUUUGUGACCGAAGGACUAGUAUUGUAUGUGGUCUGUUAUGUAACAAUAGUAGUAAUAAAACAAAUUGCAUGUCCCACAUUUUCUCUAUAAAUAAUAUUUGAUGUGUUCUUUGUAUCCAUCUCUUCGUCCCAUUUCUUCUCACUCAUGACAUGGCCUACAAACCUUUAUAUAUCUCUACUAUCACCUGCAGGAACCUCCAGAUGUCUACAGUAUUGAACUUGAUAAUACAGAACCCAAACCAGAAGAAAAGAAGAGAAGAUUUUAUAACAGAAAAGGAAAAUCUGGGAAAAAGGUGGAAAACCUGAAAAAAGAACUGCUGAUUGUAAGUGUUAACGAAGGGGAAAGAGCGAGCAAUUAAGACAAUGCAUGUUUACAAACAUUUAUAGUGGUGGUGGGUAUCUGAUGAAAACAUUAAAUAUUUCAGAAGGUGCUAAGGAAAGUGGAAAAGUCCAAGGAAGUAUUUGAAUAGCAGGUUAUUAUUUAGCAGAUACAUUUUAAGUAGAGAUCUGGACAAAAUAUAUUUAUAUGAGUAGUGGUCAAAAAAAAGAUCUCCAAUCAUUAUUGAAGUGUAUUAUCCCUGAGGGUCAGAAAACUGAAAGCAGAUAAUAAAUUAUAACAUAUGUAAUGUUUCACUCGAUUGUGUGGUGGUGAGGAAUGAAAGAUAGAGGGCAAAACAGACAGACUGUGGACAGUGGACAUUCAGAAGGUUUGAAAUUUAAAACUUAUGAUGAUUAGACAUAAUUUAAGAUUAGGAAGUGGUGUGGGUCAAUAUAUCUGUGUAGGUGAAAUGGCUGAACAUAUGCAAAAAGAAAGGGGAGCGUAUGUUUUGCCUCCCAUCGACAUCGUCAGCAUUGGACAUGAGGAUGGAAAGGAAGGGGCAUAAAAGGAGAAUCCUGAGAUUAAACUAUAACAUUGUGCUUUAUGUAUUUCAUAGACGGAUCACAGUUUAACAGUUGAAGAUCUGGAAAAGAAAUACUCAGUAAAUAUUAAGCAGGUAAAUUACUCACAGAUGACAACAUCCAAAACUCGCAACGUCUUAUUGCUACUCCUUCAAUGCAAUCCCAAGUAAUGUAGCAUACAAUAAUUAUGCCCUGCCAGAGAGACAUGAUAUACCACAUGAUCUUCAUGCCUAUUGCUCAAAAAUUUAGUGUCAACAUGGGACCAUGAUGUACAAGUAAGCUCAUAGAUAACAGGAAAAUAGUUGAGUUGUGUUAUUCUUAUGACCCAACGAAAUCAUAAGUAAUUCAAAAGUAAUGCAAGAUUUUCAUUCCUUUCCAUAAACUAUAGAAAUUCUUAGUACCAUGGCUCAUUAUAUGUUCAAUUUAUUUGUUUAUUUCAUGCCAAAUACCUGAGAUUGACAUUAUAAAGUUACCCCCUUAUAACAUGUUGACUUCUCUCCCUAAGACCCCGAGCACAUAUCAAAACACUAUAGAUAUAUAAAGUUUUUAAAUGUGGCCAUACAUAAGAACGAUUAAUAUUCCUUGUAUCUGGUUUAUUUGUAGGGUCUGAGCUCUGGCAACGCUGAGGAUCUCCUCAAACAGAAUGGACUCAACAAGCUUACUCCUCCAAAAGGAACCCCAGAAAUUAUAAAAUUCCUUAAGCUGAUGGCUGGUGGAUUUUCCAUUGUCUUCUGGAUUGGAGCAAUUUUGUGCUUCUUAGCUUAUGGUCUCCAGGCUGCUCAGGAUCCUACUGUGUCCAAGGAUAAUGUAAGAAAUAAAUCAACAAACAUUCACUCCUUUUAGUAUUUGACCCAUAAUUGCUGAAUCAAUUUACCGUAUAUACUCGAGUAUAAGCCAAGUUUUUCGGCACAUUUUUUGUGCUGAAAAACCCCAACUCGGCUUAUACUCAAGUCAGUCUGUAUUAUGGCAAUUUACAUUGCCAUACUACAGACCAGGACCGCCGGGCUCAUUACAAGCCUGGCGGUCCUGUUGGGGGCUGACAGCGAGCUCUUACUUACCUUCCUGCAGCUCCUGUCAGCUCCCUCCCCCUCCGUGCAGCUCCUCGGUCAGCUCCGUUCUGCUCACAGUGUAAAUCUCGUGAGAGCCGUGAGACUUACACUGUGAGCAGAACGGAGCUGACCGAAGAGUUGCACGGAGGAGGAGGGAGCUGACAGGAGCUGCAGGAAGGUAAGUAAGAGCUCACUGCCAGCCCCCCCACUGAACUGCCAAUGCCACUGGACCACCAGGGAUUUAAUAUUAUUUUAUUUUAAUAAUAAUAAAAUAAUAUUAUUAAAAUAAUAUUAUUAUAUUAUUAUUAUUUUAAUAUUUGCAUUAUUUUUUUUAAAUGUUUUUUUGUCCCCCCUCCCUGCUUGUUGCCUGGCCAGGGAGGAGGGACAAAAAACUUUUUUUUUUAAAUAAUGCAAAUAUUAAAAUAAUAAUAAUAUAAUAAUAAAAUAAUAUUAUUAUUGUAAUAUUAUAUUAUUUGAAUAUUAUUUUAUUAUUAUAUUAUUAUUAUUUUAAUAUUUGCAUUAUUUUAUUUUUUUAUUUUUUUGUCCCCUCUCCCUGCUUGUUGUCUGGCCAGGGAGGGGGGACAAAAAACAUUUUAAAAAAAAGAAUGCAAAUAUUAAAAUAAUAAUAAUAUAAUAAUAAAAUAAUAGUAUUAUUUUAAUAUUAUAUUAUUUUAUUAUUAUUUUAUUAUUAUAUUAUUAUUAUUUUAAUAUUUGUAUUAUUUUUAAAAAAAUGUUUUUUUGUCCCCCCUCCCUGCUUGUCGUCUGGCCAGGGAGGGGGGACAAAAAACAUUUUUUUAAAAUAAUGCAAAUAUUAAAAUAAUAAUAAUAUUAAAAUAAUAUAAUAUUAAAAUAAUAAUAAUAUAAUAAUAUAAUAAUAAUAUUAAAAUAAUAUAAUAAAAUUAAAAAAUAAAAAUGCCCUCCCCUCAUCCAGUUUACACACACUGCACAAACACACACUCUGCAUUAUAUACACACUGCAUUAUACACACACACACACAACACACAAACACACACUGCAUUCAUUAUAUAUACACACACAAACACACACUCUGCAUUCAUUAUAUACACACACAAACACACACUCUGCAUUCAUUCUAUACACACACUGUAAAUAAAUAUUCAAUUAAUGUAAUUUUAUUGGGAUCUAAUUUAAUUCAGAAAUUUACCAGUAGCUGCUGCAUUUCCCACCCUAGGCUUAUACUCUAGUCAAUACGUUUUCCCAGUUUUUUGUGGUAAAAUUAGGGGCCUCGGCUUAUAUUCGGGUCGGCUUAUACUCGAGUAUAUACGGUACUUAAUUUCAGCAGAAUUUUCUCCAUAUAUAACCCCAUGUCUAAAUAUCACAUACACAGAGUACUCUCUGUCUUCUUCUUGCUUGAAUUCAAAACAUGUUAUCUAGAUCGUUGUCUUUGAAGGCUGAGUAUCACUACUUACUAUGCAAUUCAACGAAGUUUAUGGUAAAUAAGUGAAGGAAUGACAUGAAUGCCUCCUUCUGGUUUGAUAUUACUCAUAUCCUUCUAGUCUAUCAAGUGAUAUUAUUUAAUUCGACAUAAAUUUACUUUCCUUUUGCCACUCCGACCCUUAUAACAUCUAAACUCUCUUUCAUCUCCAGUUAUGGUUGGCCAUUAUCCUAAUAGCUGUAGUGAUUCUGACAGCUCUCUUCGCAUAUUAUCAGGAAGCAAAAAGUACAAACAUCAUGGCUGGCUUCAAGAACAUGGUGCCACAGGUGAGACACGUCACAUUUAGUAGAAGGGAGGGAUAGGAUAUGGGAUAAACAUCUAGUAGUUGUAACUCACUUUUCCUUGUUUGACCAUAGCAAGCGUUGGUCCUUCGUGAUGGGAAGCGUCUUGAGAUAAAUGCAGAGAAAUUGGUGCUUGGAGAUAUUGUCUUUGUAAAAGGCGGAGACAAAAUCCCUGCAGAUCUACGCUUUUUGGAGGUCCACGGCUGCAAGGUGAGGAUGAAAGUAUAAAAAAAGAAGAAAGUAUAGUUAUUAAUGACUGUCAAUGCCUGAUCACAACAUUUUUAACCAGGAAUGUACAUGCCAAGUGCUUAAUCUAUAUAUUUUUUAAAGUUAAGUUCUAACCUUAAAGGACCACUCUAGGCACCCAGACCACUUCAGCUUAAUGAAGUGGUCUGGGUGCCAGGUCCAGCUAGGCUUAACCCAUUCUUUUAUAAACAUAGCAGUUUCAAAGAAACUGCUAUGUUUAUGAAUGGGUUAAGCCUUCCCCCAAAGCCUCUAGUGGCUGUCUCAUUGACAGCCGCUAGAGGCGCCUGCGUGCUUCUCACUGUGAUUUUCACAGUGAGAGCACGCAAGCGUCCAUAGGAAAGCAUUGUAAAUGCUUUCCUAUGCGACUGGCUGAAUGCGCGGAGGCGGAGAGGAGGAGGAGAGCUCACCCGGAGGCGGAGAGGAGGAGGAGAGCUCCCCGCCCAGCGCUGGAAAAAGGUACGUUUUAACCCUUUUCCUCUCCCCAGAGCCGGGCGGGAGGGGGACCCUGAGGGUGGGGGCACCCUCAGGGCACUAUAGUGCCAGGAAAACAAGUAUGUUUUCCUGGCACUAUAGUGGUCCUUUAACAUAAAAGGUAUAAAUGAUGUAGUGCAUCAUGAAAAAUAUAGCUUGUAUUAUCUUAGAAAUUUAAAAGGUUGUGUUUUCUACACAGAAAGAUGGUGAAUCCAGUCUAUGAAAAGAAAAUGUGAGAAACUGCCAAUUAAUGAAAAUUCUAAGAAAACUCAGGGAGACACAGAAAUGAUUUAUGUCUAGAGAUAUCAGACAUCCAUAUGGAUAUAUAGUUUCACUAUUAGAAAUAUCUUAUUAUAACAUAGUAUGUUGUAGUGUGCUGUAUAGAUAGAAAUCUAAGUAUCUUCAAUAAAUACAAUGGCAUUUCCCUAAGACUCCUAAUUUGCAAUUUUGUUCAGCUAGAAUUUCUGAAACUAUCUGCUCAUAUCUGUAAUAAUAUGUGUACAAGAAAUAGUAUAUGUAUAUAUUUUAAAGAUUGUUAAAUCCAUAUUUAAAAAAUAUAAUGGUUUAUUUUAGUAUUCAUUGCAUCGGUGCAAAUGUCACUUAGCCCUCUUUUCACUAUGUAGGUUGAUAACUCGUCACUGACAGGUGAAUCAGAGCCACAACCUCGAAGUACAGAAUGCACAGAUGAAAAUCCUCUGGAGACCAAGAACCUGGGAUUUUAUUCCACUACUUGCUUAGAGGGUACGUCUUACAUGUUGGUAGCAUGCUAGCGUGCAGAACCUUCCAUAUCGGUCUGUUUUUUGUCUGUCAAACUAAGUUAUGUUAUUAUACCUUUUACUAAAUCUAUCCAGAGCUGUGCAAUUUAUCGGUGUUAUAUUAAUAAUUGACAAUAGCUUGACUUACACAAUAUAUGUGUCUUAGAUUUAAUUCUAAAGUCUGGUACUGAGACUAUAACACUUGUUAACAGCAUACAAGGUAACAUUUUAUUUUUAAAUCUAGGUGCUGCUAAAGGAAUUGUCAUUAACACGGGUGACCAAACCGUGAUCGGUCGUAUUGCAUCUUUAGCCUCCCAAGUUGGAAAUCAGAAGACACCUAUAGCCCUGGAGAUUGAACACUUUGUAACAAUGAUCAGCGCCCUCGCUGUGUUUGUUGGAGGUGUCUUCUUUAUCAUUUCAAUUGCCAUGGGAUACAGUGCCCUUAACGCUAUCAUAUUCUGCAUUGGCAUUGUAGUGGCUUACGUUCCUGAGGGUCUACUAUGCACUGUCACCGUGAGUAUAUUUCAAUCCUCUUCUCCUCCUACAGUAUGUUUUGAUGAUGUUCUAUUAUAUCAAUAUACAGGAAAGAAUGAUCACAUAUCAUGUAUGUGUUGUUGCAUUCAUGCAAUACAAUGACACCAAAAUAUAGGGAUUAUCUGACGAUACAUGCUUACAUUUGGUAAAAUCUAUCUCAACAGAAUUGUUGGUUGCAAACCCUGAACCAGAGGGAAAGACCAGAGAAUUAUAAAGAGCAAUAAUUUUGCAUCAAAAUUCUCGAAGUGGGCCAGUUAGCAUUUAGAUGCCAUUGGUUUCUCUGGUGAUUGUUUCCAUUCUUUAGGAAUUUGUUCAGGAAUAAUUCUAAAGUUAAGUUCCACCAAUGUAUUUUUUAUUUAAGUAAUACAUGGUUCUUUGUGUUAUUAAUUUUUGUAACAUGUAUCGUAGGUCUGCCUUUCACUCACUGCACUUCGUAUGGCUAAGAAGAACUGUCUUGUGAAGAACUUGGAAGCUGUGGAAACUCUUGGCUCCACGUCAGUCAUUUGCUCUGACAAGACCGGCACUCUGACGCAGAACCGAAUGACUGUGGCGCACAUGUGGUUUGACAACAUGAUCCACAAUGCAGACACCAGUGAAGAACAGAUAGGUUAGAACAUACAAGAUAUCAUGUCCAUUUAUACAGUACAACGAAUAUGCCAAAUCUCACCUUAAUGGAGUAUAAAUAAACAUUCUAUUGUUAUAUAUGAAUAAUAUGUAACAUACAGCAAUUCCUGUGUAAUAGUUCUGUUUCAUUUGCUGUGUGUGAGCUCCCUGUCAGUGUAACUCCUACCAGUCUUGGGCAGGCCAGAUAUGUGUCACAUUGCCGCACUGAGAGUAAGGGUCGAACAUUGCACGGUGUCAGUUAACUUGUGCAAUAUUGUUUUAAUCGCAUGGUAUGAUAUCACCCACAGUGCGCUACAAGAUAUUUAUACAUAUACUGUUAUCAUUAUAUUAUUUUAACUUUCAUUGGUAGCUGCCCCAUUAAUUCAUCUCAUCAUUCAUUAAUGUUAUGCCAGCAUCAUAGCAGGGCAGAGAGAAGCAAACUAUAACUCUCUCAACAGCUCCUCUCCCGGUAUGUCCGUAACAGGAGGGAGGUUCAAUUAAGAACAGCAUCAUCAAAUAGCAGGUGCUGCCCAUGAGGAAUCACACAUGUCCUGCUGUUGCUUUCAUAAGAAUAAAGAAGCCCCCAGUCCUUAUCAUAAUCCUAGAACUAUCUCUAAACCUUGCCCUUGCUCUAAUCCUUCCCCAUUACUAACUCUAAACUUAUUUCAUUAAUAAAAACAUAUAUUAUAAAAGUUGCAGAAUUAUUAUGGGAAAAUAAUGUAAUCUUGGGCAAUUUGUGUACUUGUUGAGUCAUAUGUGUAUUAAUAACAUUUAUGUUUCUAGGUGAAAUGUUUGAUCAGAGCUCCCCCACAUGGCAGUCACUGCUUACGAUCGCCACUCUUUGCAACCGAGCAGAGUUCAAUGGUGGUCAGGAUGAUGUGUCCAUAAAUAAGGUAAAUACCCAACACAGCGCAUGCUAACUGGAUGGUGUUUUGUUGUUAUGUUGUAACAUUUUGAAUCAAAUUUGUAUCUGCUACUUGUAUCCUUGCAGAGAACCGUCAAUGGAGAUGCCUCUGAAGCAGCUAUUUUAAAAUUUACAGAGCACCUCUUGGGUAACGUUAUGGAGGCAAGGCAAAGAAGUCGCAAAAUUGUUGAGAUUCCAUUCAACUCAAGUAACAAGUACCAGGCAAGUGAUGUCCAUAUAUAUAAUGCUGCUGUUAUCAUAACUACUGCUAAUAAUAAUAAUAUAAAAAAUAUUUAUAAAGCAACAACAUAUUUGAGCAGCACCUUACUGUGCCUUACUCUCUUCACUCAUACAUUCUCAUAUAUGUUUCUAUGCUGUUAUUUUUGCUCCUCUACAUGCCCCUAAAUAAAAGUAUGUGGUACAUGUACAACUAGUAAUUCAUGGUAAUGUAAAGAUGGCUCUCAGGAAGCCAUCAUCAAAAAGUUACAGAUUAGUUUUGUUGUUUAUUCUUUUAUUAUUAAAAAGGGAAAAAAACAGGCAUUAAAUACUUUGGAAUUCACCAUAUCUUUAGACUGGUCAGUAGACAUAAACUGUUUUAGAACCAAAAUGUUAAUGCUCAUUUCUCACCCAUUAACUCUGGUAGCCAAGCUUCAUUGUUAAUACACAAUUCUAUCUCAAAUAUUGACAUGUCAUAAAUUCUACAGGUCUCCAUUCAUGAGCCAGAGGACUUCAAAUUGAAUGGGUAUCUGCUGGUGAUGAAGGGAGCACCAGAAAGGAUACUGGAGAGAUGUGAAACCAUCAUGAUGAGCGGUCAGGAAUGGCCACUGGAUGAAGAAAUGAAGGCUAACUUUCAAAAGGCGUAUAUGGCUCUGGGGAGUCUUGGAGAGAGGGUUCUAGGUAGGAAAAGGCAUUUGAAGACAUUGUAUUCAUUUAUUUGUCAUCCACUUGCCAAUUUCACAUUACUAAAUCUAGCAGAGUUUUUAUAUUACGUUUUCAGAAAGUAAUAUAACUACCCAAGUCAAACCAAUUUUCUCUUUUGUUUUACAUAGGGUUUUGCCAUCUACAACUGCCCCCUUCGCUGUACGCACCUGGUUACCCAUUUGAUACAGAAAAUGUGAAUUUCCCACUCACUGGGUUGUGUUUUGUUGGCCUGAUUUCUAUGAUUGAUCCACCUCGGUCCAGUGUACCAGAUGCUGUCAUGAAGUGUCGAAGCUCUGGUAUCAAGGUUUGUGUCCUUAGACUUUUAGCUAAUAUACUGCAUUAAAAAUAACGGCUUACAGUGAAGCAGCUUUGAGUAAAGCUUUCCAAAAGGCUUUUUCUUAUUUAAAGAAUAAUUAUUGAGCUUUUUUUUAUACAGGAGAGGUACAUAGUUACACCUUGCUUAGUGGUUGAUUAUAUAUUACUUUUUACUCUAGGUUAUUAUGGUGACUGGAGACCAUCCAAUUACAGCAAAAGCUAUUGCGCGGAGUGUGGGCAUCAUCUCAAGUGAAAGCGAGACAGCAGAAGACAUUGCAGAGAGACUACAGGUUCCAAUUACAAGCGUUAACCGCAGGUCAGUUGCCCCUUGCCACUGCUACGUAUCUCUUCCUAUUCCAUACACCCAUUGUCCUUGCUAUCUGAGUGUUGGCUUUGAAUUCUUACUUAUCUUUUUAUUCAGUUUAGUUUUUAUUACGCUUUUAAAUAUGUACAGCAAAAAAAUUAUAAAAAGAAAGAGACAAGUAAAUAAAAUUAAAAUGAUAACGUUUUACAAGAGAGAGAUAAAAACAAAGAAUGUAAAAGAGAAGGGAAAUAGGUAAGUGAUCUGAAGGGUACACAGCACAUUAAACUAAAUAGAUUUUUUUAGUUUUAUACAGUUCCUUGAAGAAUCAAAUUUUAACAUUGUUACACGAAAUAAGUCUACUUAAUUUUUACAUUAAUCAUUCCGUAACAAAAACUAAAUCUAUAUUAUAAUACACUUGUUUCAUAAGAUACCAGGAAACUCAAACUAGGCUUGUUAGAGCCAUUGGUUUAUUUCAAAAUUAUUGGCUAAAACAGACAGAUUUUCUAAAACGUAUGCAAAGUAUAAUUUUUUUAAAUUUACAUAUAUUUCAUCUAUGUUUCCAUGAUACCUUUUGUUCUGCAUGUAAUCCUUUCUUCACCUCCAUAUUCCCCCCACACACACCCUUAUCAAUUCACGAAUUGUCUUUAACAGGGAUGUUCGGGCAAUUGUGGUGAACGGUGCCGAGAUAAUUGAUAUGAACUCAGCAGAACUAGAUGAAAUCCUACGACACCAUCAGGAAAUUGUGUUUGCAAGAACUUCACCACAGCAGAAACUGCUUAUUGUUGAGGGCUGUCAAAGGCUGGUAAGGAAGAAAAAAAAAAAGAGCAUGUACAGGGUAUAAAGAAAGAGUAACUUGUAGUGAAAUAUUCAGUGAAAGAUAUAAUUACUUGUUUUUAUGCUGCCACUAGUUAUAACUUCUAUGUACAGGGUAUAAAGAAAGAGUAACUUGUAGUGAAAUAUUCAGUGAAAGAUAUAAUUACUUGUUUUUAUGAGGAAUGAAAAUUUUUUUAUGAUGAUCUCUUUAGAACUGUUAAAGAAAUAUAGAGAUACUAUGUUUAGGAGGAGAACCGAGGAUAAGAAACUUGGAAAACAGAGGUUAGUUAGUGUUGCAAAAUGAUAUGUAUUGAAACAAGUGUCGUUAGAGGAGGAAAGAUUGGAAAGAAAAUGUUUUGAGAUGUCCAGAGACAAUGAGUGCCAUUCUAUCUCCACAGGGGGCGAUUGUGGCUGUUACGGGAGAUGGAGUGAAUGAUUCUCCAGCUCUGAAGAAAGCGGAUAUUGGAGUAGCGAUGGGGAUAGCUGGAUCAGAUGCAGCAAAACACGCUGCUGAUAUGAUAUUGCUUGAUGAUAACUUUGCUUCGAUUGUCACAGGAGUAGAAGAAGGUAAGUGCACAAUUUGAAUUGUUAGUCACGCAUGCUGCCACUAGUUAUACCUUCUAGAAUACCUUUAGCAAAAUUCCAAUGUACGCAGGUCUCGGUACAUUACUUAUUACUCGUAAUAAGAAAAAACAGGGACUAGAUCAGAUUAACAAAUACAUAGCAAACUGUAAGCGUGCUGGAUUGUACCAUAUACUAAUUUAGGCCUCAUUUUAAUAAGCUAUUUCAAAUCAUUCAAUACCAUUAGUAAAACGUUCCAAUUUAUUUAUCUUCAAAAAUUCCUAUAGAUUUUAAUGGUGACAUCUCAAGAUAAAUCAUUUGGGAAGUUUUUCUAACAGUAUUGAAUCAUUUGAAAAGCUUAUUAAAUCAAAGCCAUAAUCAGAGACAUGUCCUGACCUGGGAUAAACUGUACAUUUUAUUCAACUAUAUACACUCACAAUAGCUCCACCCAUUAUCCAGGCUUCUCACACACUUAUAUAUAAUGACCGAUAUUACAACUCAAACAACAAUCACUGUAACCUGCUUUUAAAUGGAAUAGGUCUCUUUUCCAAAAAGAUCAAACCUUAAUAUGCUAUGAAUCCUAUGUAGUAGACAGAAUCAUUUCUCUAUAGUAUACAUGUUCCAGUACACAGACUACUAUUUUUCAUGCCAUCCCAUAAUUGUCUAAUAUUACUCUCUCAAUUAUCUUCUUAAUAUGUUCCAUGUAUUUUGUUUUCUCCUGUAGUUUACUUAUUUCUACCUUACACUUUCUUUCAUCCCUCACUAGUUCGUUAAUAGUCCUUUAUCUUUUUUUUUUUCUUUGCAGGUCGCCUGAUAUUUGAUAACUUGAAGAAGUCGAUUGGAUACACAGUGACAAAGAAUAUCCCAGAGAUGAUUCCUUUUAUGGUGUAUGUGAUCAUCAGCUGUCCCCUGCCCCUCGGUACCAUCACCAUCCUUUUCAUAGAGCUGGGUACUGAUAUCGUAAGUAUCCAGGGAAAGACAAUGUAUCAUGACAGAUAAAAUGGCUGGAAUGAAAACAAACUGUGUAGGAUAUAAGUGACUACUAUAGAUACCUCAGUAAGAGCAUAUGAACCACAGUUAAGAUUAAAUCCUAGCUCCUCUGAUCAAGAAAACAUGGUUUCAGCUUUGCAAAUUAUAGAACUUUAUGGGUUCUGCUUCAUUGCAUAUUGUCCAGACCUUACAUACCAUAAGCCUUUAAGAGGACAUGUAUGUCUACAAUGGACAGAGUGCCACAGAGUACAUUUAAUGCAACUCAUACGAUAUAUGUGUCCAUCCAGCAUAAUGAAACACCAAAAGGUUUGGGCACCCUACACAAGACUUGGCAAUUUCUAAUCCAUACCAACUGCAAUAGAUUUGCAGCCAAGUAACCAAAAUAUUACAACUACCAUACCACUGUGUCAUUAAACUGAUGUGCAGUAACCCCUAACUGCAAGGAUUAUUACACAGAGUUACCUACCAUAUAUUGACUCUGGAUUGGUUGGAGGCAUGUUCUAGAAGUGAACUUUUCACAAAUAUCAAAUAUGUCCAGAAUAUGUAUAACUGGCUUCAAAAUUCUACUACCUCAAAAAAUGUUUAGUUUCUGUUCCAUCUUAUUAUCAUGUAUUCUGUUCCAUUUUAUUAUCUACUUUACCCAUUUCUCCUCAUUCUCACUAUUUCUGUUUUCUUUUAUUAACGCAAUCUCUAAAAUUGUCAUCAUUUUUUUACAGAUCCCCUCCAUUGCGUUGGCAUAUGAAAAAGCAGAGAGUGAUAUUAUGACACGAAAACCACGUAAUCCUCGGAAAGAUCGUCUGGUGAAUCAGCAGUUGCUGUCAUAUUCGUAUUUCCACAUAGGUGAGACAAACUACCGCACCAAGACCAUUAAUAAUAUACCAUGCACAUUUCCACUAUACAAGCAAGAGCCGUGUAUAAGGGGAACAUAGGGAAAUAGCGCCUUCAAUAAUAUCCUCAAAACCUAUUAAGUAUAGGAUAUUAUGCAACGAUAAAAAGACAAUAAAACGAAAUAUAGUGCAGUAUUUUUGUUGCUGGUGAUAUUGAAUAAGAAGAAAAAAGUGCACUUACAAUUUUCUCGAGCUUUAGCUCCAGAUAUAUUCCCUUGGACGGUAUAAUCCCUGCCUGUGGAUAUGCUGAUCCAGUUCCUGGUCUCAUGUUGGAGGAUAAACUUGGUAUUAAGGGUGUUUGAAUAAACUAUUUUAACUGUACAUAUUAUUAAACGUUAAGUUUUAACAACAUCUAUUUACAAGGACUCCUGACAGGGAUGAAAUGACCUUACCCUAACUAAAUCUUGAUUUGGUUCGCUUAUGUAUUGAUUCGAUUAUAAGGGAUUAUCCCCCACACAGGAGUUUAUAUUUCUAUUGGAGGAUAUCCUCAGGGCCGUCAGCGGUGAGCAGUGGUCAGUGGCUGCUUGAAGUGUUCUCUUUCAAUAUGUUGUAUUUUGCCAGUGAGAGUACACCAGCAAAUAAAAUAAAAAUAAAAACAGAAAAUAGUGCUCUCUAUAUGGAUAAAACAGUGAUAAAAGAAAAAAAGGCGAUAUACUCACAAAAGGAGAGCAAAGUAACGUUUUAAUUAAUCAUAUAAUGCUUAGAUGGUAUCUUCCCCACCUAGGAAACUGAAGUAUGGAAUCCUUCGAAGAAAAUCUUCAAGGAUAAAAUUAAUAAAGUCCACAUAAAGUAAAAACUAGUUUUAUUAGAAAACAAAUAAUAAAAUCCAUAAUAUAAUGUAAAACACUAAUAAACACUAACGCAUUUUGCUCACAAUAAGCCUUUCUCAAAUUGUUCUGUCUCAUUUAUUCAAGCAAGAGCCAUGUCUUCCCUUUACCUGAAUGUUCUACGAAUCACAAUUUAAAAACGGGAAUGAUACUCAAUACACAAUCCAACAAUUAAAACACAAACUAGUGUCAGGGUUCAUUCAUGUAGCUAGAAAAUGGUGUUCUUCAUAAUUAUGUAUCAUGUUUUCUUGUUUCUGCUAGGAUGCUCUUGUGAAUUAAACCAUAUAUUUGCAUAACCAGAAGACUUUGUAACUCUUUCUUUCUCCUUAGCUGCUAUGGAAGGCUUUGGUGGCUUUGUGAAUUACUUUACCGUAAUGGCUCAACAAGGCUUCCGUCCAAUAACAUUGUUGGGACUAAGAGCAGACUGGGAAGACAAGACCAAUAAUGAGUUGGAUGACAGUUACGGACAGGAAUGGGUGAGGGAUAUAAGAGAUCUAUUCCAAAACAUCUGAAUAAUUUUAGAUUCCCCAAUAUAUGUGAUAGGAAAUGACACAUUAGAAAGUGUUCAGGUCACAGAAACGUUUAAUAAAUGUUUAGUAAAAUAAUUUUGUUAAAAUAAUGUAAGAGCCAGGGGGUGUCAACAUACAUCGAUUUUGGUACAUCUCCUCUUAUGUAUAUAUACAUUUUCAGCUUAGAAACGUGCAGCAUCAAAGACGAAUUCCAAUGGAGAUGAUUUAAGGGAACCUUCUAUAUGUACAGAAAACUUACUAAAUAUAAGCAGAGAAAUACAUCAUACUGAGGAAUGUCAGUUUGCUUUGUGUAAUCAACAGGGUCCUAGUGUUCAAGUGGCAGCCCAUUUUGAGUCCACCUGGUUGAAAAAUAGUUUAGAAUUCUGAUUCACUAACGGUCAGUGGAAAGGAACACUUGUAAAGUAAUGGGCACAAAGGGCAAAAUCUUUAGUUGGAAUUAUGGCACAGCAUCAGCAAGAACUAAAGGUCAAUUUUAUUUUGUAAGAGUUAGUCUGCAAAAUAUCUAUCUCCGCCUACAGACUGUGGGGAUAUUUAUGGGAUAAUAAUAGUAACAGUGAGAAUUGCCCACUAAUUCAAUUCUCAGAUCCCAAAUAUCGUUAUCGUGUUAAGUGAGAAGUAUUUCAUAUAAUAAUAUCACAAUUUUUGUUAUAAAAAUAGAUUUAUUUAUAAUAACAAAUUAAUUAAUAAUAAUAUGUAACAUGCGUGACAAUAAUCAAUGAAUAUCCAGUAUAAAAUGGUAUGCAAUACAAAGUAAUGGCUAUACACAUUUCAAAGGCUAAACAGCAUUUUCUGUCAAGUCUUCUGAUUUAUGAGGUAUCUUUAACACAGACCGAAAGUGAAACUUUUCACAGCGAAGGGCCAUAAAACCCUGGCUAACAGUUAGAAUAACCCUUUCAAUGCUGGCUAGAUCUCCUAGGUAAUUAAGAUCUAUUCUUAUGUAAUUUUAAAUAAAAUAACAUUUAAACCAGUUCAUUAGUCAUUUCCUGGAACCAUCCAAUAAGAGAGUCUACCAUAUUAUAUAAGCAGAUUUUAAUUUGUCUAAAAGAUAUCUUAUCUUAAUUUAGAGCAAAUCAAUAUACCUGGAUAAAAACAACGGUAUGCUAACACGUGAUACUAUCACAUCAAUAUAUAAUUAUUCUUAAUUCCACCUGCAGAAUGGAAUGUUUAUAACUAUAUAUUCUUUAGUUAACUAAGAUUUCUUAAUAUGGAAAUCUGACCGUGCUUUAUCCUAGUCAUAUAUCAUGCUAUUAAUACAUUUUAAUUAAUUAAUUUAAUUAAUUAAAUGAAACCAGUAUAAUUACCAGUUGAGUAGAUAUUUCAUCUGAUUGGUAGAUAGUCUCAGGAACUUAUUUGGAUGUCUGUCUGCAUUGAGUUAUGGUGAAAGGUGGUGUUGGUUAGAAAGUCAGUGAAAUUCUAAGUGUUAGAGUUUUAAGAGUAGAGUGUUAGUCUCAGAUGUUGUCCUGGGUUUCUCUGCAUGUCCGAGUUGGAGUCCCAAACUUCCAAUUCCUCUCUCCUCUUUUUCCUUUCCUUUGCAUCCCCAUCUUCCCUUUGUCCUAACUUUUAAAGGGCCAGACUCUCUGUACGUCAUCAGUUGAUAACCCAAUAGAAGCACUAGAGGUGUGGUUAUCUACUAGAUCGCAAUUUAGGUAUUUGGUCUAUAGAGGGCAGUCUUGUCCCACUAAACAUACCUAUCCAGGAAAGAGUUAACUUUUCCUGGUGGCUAUUUUGACGUCAUUUUGCGUUAUCUUUAUAGUGCCAUAAUUUAAAAUUUCAAAGGGUUUUCUCUUAGUUUUGUCCAGACUAUGUGUCUGGCAAAUCUGAGUUUUGACCCAUAACUUACAAUGGGACCUUAUACAUAUAGACAGUCUAUCCAACCCCGUUCUUCUUAUCACUUGGUUUGUAUAUAGUAUGCAUUCCUUUAGCUCUGGCAAAGUGGUUAGUUUUACAGAAAGAAAUCUUGUGUCUUUUUGUUAACUUGAAAAUAACAAAAUGGAGUCUGCUCUGUUCAGAGUGACUCAGAAUAUACACUUUUAAUUUCUAUCAUAGCACAAAAUGUCUGCCGAUAUAAAUACCCUGACAAGACUCUCAUGUUAGCAAAUUAACCUGGGCAGCAGGGGUUUCAGACAUAAUGGAGUUUUUACCUAUAAUCAUAUGUAUAUGUCUAUAAUUGAAUAAAUAUGAAUAGAGAGAAAGACAAACCUAAAUAAUAAACAGAUGCAAUGGUUCUUUUUCCUACAGACAUUCAUACAGCGCCAGUCUCAAGAGUGGUACUGUUACACGGCCUUUUUUAUCAGCAUUGUGGUUUGUCAGAUGGUGAACACUUUAAUUCGCAAAACACGAAGGACCAGCAUCAUAUCCACCAGAUUCUUCAGGUAACAGAGAGGCCAGGCAUUCAAUACAUGAUUUAGAGGGUUUAAAAUACAUCAACUUGUUAGAUAUUAUGAUUUUGAUCACUAGGAACUGAAUUACAAUUAUGAAAAUGACCAAUAUAUCAUGAUUGUUUUAAAAAUGGGUGGAACACAGUUAUAACUUAACAUAUCUAAUCAAUUUUUUUCAAUAGGAACCAUUUUUCUAACGGUCAGAUUGGAACUUGUGGUUCUAAAGAGAUAUUUCGGAAUAUGCGUGGUUUAAUUCUGACCUUAAUUUAUUCAAAAUAUGCAAAGUGUUUGAUAUACUUGACGCUAUAGUAAAGUGCAGCUAUUCACACUGUGGAACCAAUCACAUGCAAUUCCACCGAAUAAUUUAUUCAGCCCAAGACCUUUCAAAAAAUAGCAAAGCAUUCAAGGGAUUGCAACCAACAACAACAAAUGUGUAUUUAUUUUUUUAAAUAAAACAAUUACAGAUGGAUUUAUGCUAAGAUCUCUUGGAAUGCACAAGAGAAAAGAUUGGUAACUAUUCCCAUUUGAACUAUUGUUGGCCAUGAUGCUCUAACGGAUAGGAUUCCCUUUAGGUUUGACAACACUAGAAAGCUGGAGGUUUUGACCACAAAUGGAAUGCCCCAAUUUGUAUGGUUUUGUAUGGAUUUAAAUGCAAUUUACAUUUAUAUUUUUUUUUCUCCUUGUCACACAGAAAUAAAGUCAUCUUCAUUGGCGUAGCAUCGCAAGUCGUUAUAGGGGCCUUCCUAUGUUAUUGUCCGGGGAUGGAUGUUGCUCUGCAUUUUAUGCCCCUUCGGUGA
Messenger RNA from Pelobates cultripes (western spadefoot toad), 17439 nucleotides. NCBI's taxonomy places the organism in Eukaryota, Metazoa, Chordata, Amphibia, Anura, Pelobatidae. The record is from the annotation of a GenBank genome assembly.